UCGUCUUCCUCACGCGUUUCUCCUCAUCAGAUUCUUCUUCACCGGAUCAAAUCAUCAUCAUCAACAACAUUCCCGCCACCUCAAUCAUGUACCCUCCUCCGAUGCUCGUCAAUUGCUCCGGUUGCCGGACACCUCUCCAGCUCCCAUCCGGCGCACGAUCCAUACGCUGCGCUCUCUGCCAAGCUAUAACUCACAUCGCCGAUCCACGCUCCCCUCCUCCUCCUCAUCAACCUCCUUCCUCCGCCGUCGCUCCUCCUCCUCCUCCUCAACACGUCCCCGCGCCUCUAGGUCAGCUUCCUCACCCUCAUGGAAGGAAGAGAGCUGUGAUCUGUGGUAUCUCGUACCGUUUCUCUCGUCACGAGCUUAAGGGAUGCAUCAACGACGCUAAGUGCAUGCGUCAUCUUCUCAUCAAUAAGUUCAAAUUCGCUCCGGAUUCUAUUCUUAUGCUCACUGAGGAAGAAACUGACCCGUAUCGAAUCCCUAACAAGCAAAACAUGAGGAUGGCAUUGUAUUGGCUAGUACAGGGAUGUACAGCAGGUGACUCACUUGUUUUCCACUACUCUGGUCAUGGUUCUCGUCAAAGAAACUACAACGGUGAUGAAGUUGAUGGCUAUGAUGAAACACUCUGCCCUCUUGAUUUCGAAACUCAAGGGAUGAUUGUUGAUGAUGAGAUUAAUGCAACUAUUGUACGUCCGCUUCCUCAUGGUGUCAAGCUUCAUUCGAUUAUUGAUGCUUGCCAUAGUGGAACUGUUCUUGAUUUACCGUUCUUGUGUAGAAUGAACAGAUCUGGGCAGUAUGUGUGGGAAGACCAUAGGCCAAUGUCAGGUUUGUGGAAAGGAACAGCUGGUGGAGAAGCUAUAUCAAUUAGUGGAUGUGAUGAUGAUCAGACUUCCGCGGAUACGUCAGCGUUGUCAAAGAUCACGUCUACUGGUGCUAUGACUUUCUGUUUCAUUCAAGCGAUUGAACGCAGCCCGCAAGGCACAACCUAUGGAAAUAUUCUGAACUCGAUGCGUACAACUAUAAGGAAUACAGGGAGUGGCGGUGGUAUUAGUGUUAGUGGUGGCGGUGGUGGAGUUGUCACGAGUGUGCUGAGCAUGCUUCUGACAGGGGGAAGUGGUAUGGGUGGAUUAAGACAGGAGCCGCAACUUACUGCUUGUGAACCAUUCGAUGUCUAUGCAAAGCCUUUCACCCUCUAGUAAAGACAACUUACUUUUAUGUAUAGCGAGUGCGAUGAGAAUCUGUCCAUUUAUGAAAUGUUCUGUUUUUUUUUUCUUCUUUUAAUUGUUCUUUCAAAAGAAUAAAUUGGAAGAUAUUGAUUCGUUGCUUUAAUAACAAUAUGAUGGACGUGAUUCGGCUGUAUGAUAUGAUGUCUAUGCUGUUAUAUAUGCAGUAGCACGCAAUAUCUCAAUA
Eruca vesicaria subsp. sativa (arugula) is the source of this 1410-nucleotide messenger RNA. Lineage: Eukaryota; Viridiplantae; Streptophyta; Magnoliopsida; Brassicales; Brassicaceae. The record is from the annotation of a GenBank genome assembly.